Messenger RNA from Gryllus bimaculatus (two-spotted cricket), 4037 nucleotides. The record is from the annotation of a GenBank genome assembly. Lineage: Eukaryota; Metazoa; Arthropoda; Insecta; Orthoptera; Gryllidae.
AUGCAUCUUGCUUCUGCGUGUGCUGCAGGGAUCGGGGUCUGUGUCCACCAGCACAGUCACCGCACACUAGCUGUUGUCGAUGUUGGAGAAGUAGACUCGUUUGUGGGACAAAAUACUCCCUCAUCUUCAGUGCUACCUCCAUUUUCUGCAGCUCCAAUACAGAGUAAACCUGGGAAUUCUUCAAUUCUUGCUCCGGAACUGCAAAGGAGUUUUUCACCUGGUCACAAUCCUCUUGUAUCAUCAGAUAUCAAACCAAUAACUUUUUUCACUAGUCAAUCUAAUACAUCUGCAGAUCCAUUUUCUUUUCCUCCUUCAACUCUUCCCCAAUUAUACCAGCCCUCUCUACCACAUACUGCUCCUGUCUCUGAACCAGUAUCACGUUCUUUUAGUGGCAGGUCUACACCUUCUAACUAUGAUUCGAGACCAACAUCAUCUGUGCCUCUCCUUUCUCCAGCACAAAUAGGACAGCCAUUCACUGCAGCCACUGUUGCAAACACUAAUUUAGUUUAUUCACAAGUACCUCCAGUGACUCCAGUUUCUAAUUCUUCCAAUUCUUAUUUCAAGCCUUUAUCUCCUGUGCCUUUUACUAGUUCUCAGGGAGAUUUUCUUUCCAAACCAUCUCCUUUAAUAACUCCUUCAUCAGCUAGUAAUCCAGCUAGUCACCUAUCUCCAUCUCUGAUAACUCCUCCUCCACCAUCUAAUGUUCCACCUUCUGGAAUAACUCCUCCUCCUUCUAAUGUGUUACGUCCUGUUGUAACUCCUCCACCGACAAGUGUACCAUUUAGUCAGCAGUCUGCAUUACUUACUCCUGCUCCUGCUGUAACACCUGUGCCUCUUACUUCAGGAGCGGUUCCUGGUUCUGGAACUAACACUUAUCGAUUAGGAAAUCAAAGGAAAUUGCAGUACGCUCAACCUCCUGGCCUAUCAGUUUCGUCUUCUCCUUCAGUUUAUUCUCCCGCCACCAUCAGUGCUCCUCCAUCCACACCCUUUUCUUCUACGUUUACGAAUUCAUCUCCUGUUCCAGAGCCAUUAUCUGAAUUUUCCAGCACUUCCUUCACAUCAUCUCCUUUUGUACCAACCCCUCUCGAAGAACUUCAGUCACUUCCAUCAAUCACAACCCUUUCCACGCCAUCUUCUACCUCUUCAUUUCACUUUCCUUCUCAGAAUUCUUAUGUUUCUCCAUCGGCAGGUGGUAAUUUAACAAACUCAUUUUCAUCACCUGCUGUUCCUCCUACUUCCCAACACUCUAUUCCUUCAGUUGCUUCUUAUUUCCCUUCACCAAUUGUUGCUGCUGCCAACGCAAUGGCAGCAACUGUUGCAGCUGCAAAUGGAGCACCUCAGUUUCAAACCCCUUCACAAACUCCUACUGAUGCAUCUGUAAUCCCUGCAUCUUUCAACAAUUUGAGUAUUGGUCAACCUACAUACAGGCCAGUGUAUCAUCAUUGGUUUCUGAAAAAGGAAAUUGAAAGUAAAGUGCUAUGGCAACCUUUUUCAAUGGCUGAUUCCUUAGCUUUAGAAGCAGCUUUUACUUCAACGGAUAUUUCUCCUGAUACUGUUGUUGCUACUGAUGGUGGUCGUUAUGAUGUAAAUAUUCUGCGUCGACAAAGAACUGCUGUAUAUUGGGAAGAGAAUCCAUCAGAAGUUCGACGUUGCUCAUGGUUCUACAAAGGUGCAAUUGACAGCCGCUAUGUGCCCUAUGAAGAAAGUGUUGCUACUAAACUUGAAGAAGAGUUUAAAAUUGCUAUGAACAAAAAUGAGUGGCAUCGACGUGUUGAAUUGGCACAUGGCGAAACUGUUGUAUUUCAUGGUCCUAAUGUUAUGGUUCAUUUUCCACAAGCAGCAUCACCAGAUGCUUGGGGAAAUACUCCACAGGUACCCACACGUCCUCGUGUUGUUAAACGAGGUGUUGAUGAGUUUGAUAUUGAAGAAGGAGAGCCUCCUGUAGUUGACCAUUUGUUGUUUUUGGUACAUGGUGUAGGUUCUGCAUGUGACCUUAAAUUUCGCACUGUUGAAGAAGUUGUGGAUGACUUCCGAAGUUUGUCUCUUCAGUUAGUCCAGUCUCAUUUCCGAACUUCUGUUGAACAAGGAAAAGUGAAUAGGAUUGAAGUGCUCCCAGUAUCUUGGCAUUCAACUCUACAUGGUGAAGACACAGGGAUUGAUCAAAAACUGAAAUGUAUUACGUUGCCAAGCAUACCAAAAUUAAGGCAUUUUACUAAUGACACCUUACUUGACAUUCUGUUCUAUACAAGCCCAGUUUUUUGUCAGACCAUCAUACAUACUGUGGGCAAGGAAAUCAAUCGUCUGUAUGAAUUGUUUAGAAACAGACAUCCAAACUUUCAAGGUGGAAUAUCUGUGGGUGGUCACAGUCUGGGAUCACUAAUUCUCUUUGAUCUUUUAUGCCAUCAAAAAGAUCCACAAACACCAACCACAGAAAAGGAAUCAAAGUUACAGUCUAUUCCUAGUGAAGAUUCAGCUGAUCCUACUACUUCGGAUGAAGUUACUGCAAAGGAUUCUAAUACACUUAGUGCCCAGAAAGUGCCCCCUCAUCUGCGGAGAUUGAGUCAUCGAGUCAGUUAUGUGAUGGGAAAUGCUGGCACAGGACAACCUUUCAUUACGUACCCACAACUUAAUUUCCAUCCAAAAGCCUUUUUUGCUAUGGGUUCUCCAAUUGGUAUGUUUGUAACAGUGAGAGGAAUUGAUGCCUUGGGUGAAGACUUCAAGUUACCUACAUGUCCAGGAUUCUUUAAUAUCUUUCAUCCAUUUGAUCCUGUCGCCUAUCGCAUUGAAACUUUAAUUAAUCCAGAUUUAUGCAAUCUAAAACCUGUCAUGAUUCCUCACCACAAGGGUAGAAAAAGAAUGCACUUAGAACUGAAAGAAACUAUGGCCAGAGUUGGAGCUGAUUUAAAACAGAAAUUUUUGGACUCUGUCCGAAGUACAUGGAAUACUGUAUACCAAAUAGCUAUGUUUCAUAGGUCAGAUGCAAAUGCUUUGGAGCAAGAAGUGGAUAAGGUAAUAGAAGAGCAGUUACAGCAUCAAGAAACUGAGAGCUCACAUUCAGAGGAACCCGAUCCAGAUGUGGCAGUAGGACAACUUAAUAGUGGUAGGAGGGUUGACUAUGUUCUUCAAGAAGCACCCUUGGAGAGUUUCAAUGAGUAUCUGUUUGCUCUUGGAAGCCAUGUUUGCUACUGGGAAUCUGAAGACACAAUGUUGAUGAUAUUGAAAGAAGUGUACAAUGCAAUGGGUAUUUCCGCUGACAGUAACGUUCAUCCAACAAAUGCUACAUAUGAGAGACGUCAUUCUGGUUCUGCCACAACCCCAGAUUUACACUCUUAUCAGGACAGUUUGUUUGCUACUCCAAGUUCCAGUAUAUCACAAUUUGUGGGUGAAAAUACUGACAACAGGCUUGACCAACAGACUGCUGUAGUAAGUUCAGAAAGCAGUGGUAAGGUCUCGCCAUCUACCCCCCAAACAGUGAAUCAGUCACUGGGGGCUGGUUCUUCCAACCGGCCCACAACAUUGGGGAUGGACCCAACAGCACCACCUUCUGAAAACAAAAAUUUAGGGCCACCUCCCAUAUCUGGCUUUAUGAGAAAGUAAUCUGUGAUUAAUGAAGUUAUUUAAAAUGUAAAGAAAUAUUUUAUGAGUGUUUAAAUAUGUAUAUAAAUUAAUGGAAAUUGAGGAUGCUUCUUAGAGUUACUAUUUCUUGUUAUUGUUUUUGUUUCUGAUUAGUAAUUUAUAUAUUGUUUUGAAGCACAGUUUUCAAGAAGGCAGUAUUAAAUAAGUUAAUAUUAAAUGGAUGCUGGUAAUAUUUAUAAAAAGUGUACAUGGUUGUUGUGAUUAAUCCCAUGAAAUUUUCUGGGAAUAUUUUAAUAGAGCCAUACUGUGUAUGGGUGUGUACUUACAAUAAGCUGUAUAUUUUCACUUUUUUAAUUCUUGGAACUCUGUUACAAAAGGAAUAAUUGUUUUCUUAACUGAGGUUGUACAAGCUUUCUGUGUAUAAAGUAUCUAUUGAAACUAAAAACUUGUUUUCUUUCGUC